Trichomycterus rosablanca is the source of this 1893-nucleotide messenger RNA. It is a transcript of the gene eci2, whose product is annotated as enoyl-CoA delta isomerase 2. The transcript is spliced from 10 exons. Bases 10 to 1173 code for a protein of 387 amino acids. The record is from RefSeq and is a predicted model, not a curated record. Gene Ontology annotation, molecular function: delta(3)-delta(2)-enoyl-CoA isomerase activity; fatty-acyl-CoA binding. Lineage: Eukaryota; Metazoa; Chordata; Actinopteri; Siluriformes; Trichomycteridae. Gene Ontology annotation, cellular component: mitochondrion; peroxisome.
UUCUCUAGUAUGGCGGCCGUUUUCGCCAGGCGUCUCUCCCAGUGGAGCACUUUCAGAUUUAGGUUUCCUUAUGUUCAGAUGCACACAACUGGUGCAUUAAUGGGAGCAUCAGUGGAGGACUUCAGUCAUGCUAAAAAUCAACUUGGCACACUAAAAAAGGACCCUGGUAAUGAGGUCAAACUUAAGAUCUAUGCCCUUUUUAAACAGGCCACACAAGGACCCUGCAGUACCCCAAAACCAGGAAUGCUGGAUUUUGUAAAUAAAGCAAAGUGGGAUGCAUGGAAAUCUCUGGGUGUGUUAACACAGGAGGAUGCCAGGCAGCAGUAUGUGGACCUGAUCUCGUCUUUGGUGGCUGCAGAGGUUCCUGCAGUAGCACCUUCACCUACAGGAGGUGCAAAGGCAUUCCAGACACUGCUGGUCACUACAGAGGAUAACAUCACCACCAUUCGACUUAACAGACCAGAGAAAAAGAAUGCCAUAACUGUUGAGAUGUAUAAUGAGCUGAUGGAAGCACUGGCUCUUGCUGGAAAAGAUAACUCUGUCAUCACAGUUCUCACAGGAAGUGGAGACUUCUACUGCAGUGGCAAUGACCUGAACAACUUUACCAAAAUUCCAGAGGGUGGUAUUGAGAAGAUGGCUAAGGAUGCUGGAGAAUUACUAAGGAAGUAUGUAAAAGCCUACAUUGACUUCCCAAAGCCUCUGAUUGCUGUCGUAAAUGGACCAGCUGUGGGAGUUUCUGUCACUGUACUCGGACUUUUUGAUGUCAUCUAUGCUACACAGAACGCAACAUUUUACACGCCCUUUAGCAAUCUGGGACAGAGUCCCGAAGGCUGCUCCUCAUAUACCUUCCCUCAGAUUAUGGGACGUGCUAAGGCCAGUGAGAUGCUGCUGUUUAAUAAAAAGCUGACGGCUGCACAAGCGUGUGAACUGGGACUGGUAACUGAAGUUUUUCCUGAUAGCAGUUUUCAGUCAGAGGUCUGGACCAGGCUAAAGGCCUAUGCUAAACUGCCCCCGAAUUCUCUAGCUUUUUCCAAGCAGCUGAUGCGGCAGGUGGAUAAAGAAAAACUUCACGCCGUGAACGAUGCUGAGGUGGAGAGACUGAUGGAGCGCUGGCUCUCUGAUGAGUGCAUGCAGGCCAUCAUGAGCUUCUUUCAAGCCAAGUCAAAAUUAUAAAGAGAAACAUCUAAGCUAAGUAAAGAAUAACCAUAGGUGACUAACCUAAAUUACAAAUGUGUUAAAAAACAAGGUAGGUUACUAAUGCACUUUGCAACUUCCAACUGUUUGCUGUGAUUAAAAAGAAGAAUGUUGUAUAAACAAGCUCAAGUGUUCAAGAGCUCUAUGUUCAAAGAGAUGUUUUUUUAACCCAAAACUGUUGACGUAAACAAUAAUGAAUGAAAGCCAGCCUUAAUAAAGCUGACAUGUGGUUGCUUAGCAAAAAUUGUGGAGUCACCACAUGUGAAGGAUGAUCACCCAGCUUUUUUACUUCAGAGCAAACAAACAAAUACAGAUAUGUCUCAAAGCAUUUUUGGUUUGAUAGCUGAACAUCUGGCUUUGUAUCUUCAGAGCCUUUAGGCUUUCAUCAAAGGGGCAAGUACUAACUGACCUUGUUUUAAUUUGUUUUGUACAUUUGUUUGUUUGAGGUUUGUUUCAUGAAGCCACCGCGUUUAGCUAUGAACCAAAUAUAGAUGGCUUUUAAAAAAUUUUUUAUGAACAUAUAACAUAUCCAUGAUGUACAUUUUUGCUAUUUGAGAUUUUGUUCAUAACCUGUAAUAAAUUACAUAUAAUUUAUUACAAAAACAUUAAAAAAAGCAUCACAUUUUCAUUUGUUAGUAUGUACAAAAUAGAAUGGUAAAUCUUUGUACUUUUGUCAGUUAAAUAAAGAUUCAAAAUAAC